Lycium ferocissimum is the source of this 1527-nucleotide messenger RNA. RefSeq names its product probable pyruvate, phosphate dikinase regulatory protein, chloroplastic. NCBI's taxonomy places the organism in Eukaryota, Viridiplantae, Streptophyta, Magnoliopsida, Solanales, Solanaceae. The coding region runs from base 57 to 1259 and encodes 400 amino acids. Gene Ontology annotation, molecular function: transferase activity, transferring phosphorus-containing groups; ATP binding. The transcript has 4 exons. The record is from RefSeq and is a predicted model, not a curated record.
CAACAAAACAUAGAUUUUCACUAAUAAAAACAAAAACAAAUCCAAAAAAAUAAAAAAUGAUUUGUUCCUCUAGCUUACACAUGUCCAAUAUUCCUCCUGCAUCAUCUCUUGCUGACUCCGGUUCAGGCACCAGAACUCCGGCAAGCUCUGAAACUUCCUAUGAACCUCAGCCACAGCCACAGGUUCAAAGGAUUAAAGCUAGCCCUCAGCUAAACCGGUGGUCCAGAGCUCGAAGCAUCCGGUCAGGAAGAAAACUAGACCGGCCGGUUCAUGAAUUACGCACUAAGUCCGGUUCACCGGUUCGGAGUGAAGAGGGAAUUGAGUUGCCUAUGCGUGGAAGCCAGUCUAGUUCGUCUGAGGAUGAGCGGGAGGUUAACGGAGGGAAGUCGAUAUUUAUUGUGUCUGAUGGAACUGGAUGGACGGCGGAACAUGCUGUUAAUGCAGCGUUAGGACAGUUUGAUUAUUGCUUAGUUGAUCGUGUUUGUGCUGUGAAUACUCACUUGUUCUCUGGGAUUGAUGACGUUGAUCAAUUAAUGGAGAUAAUAAAGCAAGCAGCCAAAGAAGGGGCAAUGGUUGUUUAUACUUUAGCUGAGCCUUCCAUGGCUGAAUCUGCCAAACAAGCAUGUCAACACUGGGGUGUAGAAUCUAGCGAUAUACUGGGCCCACUUACAGACGCAAUUGGUGGCCAUCUAGGUGUUUCACCUUCCGGACUCCCUCGCUGGUCCCCGGAGAGGGAAAAAACUCCUCUCAGCGAGGAAUACUUCAAAAGGAUUGAAGCAAUUGAAUUUACCAUAAAGCAAGACGAUGGCGCCUUGCCGCGAAACCUACACAUGGCUGAUAUAGUUCUAACCGGUGUUUCACGAACUGGGAAGACACCGCUGUCUAUUUAUCUAGCACAGAAAGGAUAUAAAGUAGCUAAUGUGCCAAUUGUCAUGAAUUUAGAGUUACCCAAGACUCUCUUUGAAAUUAACCCGGAAAAGGUAUUUGCUUUGACUAUAAAUCCUGUUGUUCUGCAAUCCAUCAGAAGAGCAAGAGCUAAGACUCUGGGUUUUGAUGGAGAACUAAAGACCAACUAUUGUGACAUGGAUUACGUGAAACAAGAUUUGGAAUACGCGGGGAAAAUUUUUGCCCAAAACCCUGUCUGGCCAGUGAUAGAAGUUACAGCUAAAGCUAUUGAAGAAACAGCUGUUAUUGUUCUGAGACUUUACCAUGACAGAAAGAACAGGUGUUCAAUGCCAAGAAUUUCCAAACGCUAUUAAACCGUUGGUCUCAAGCAUUGAUGGAUCAGAUCUCGAGGUUCGAAAAAGACAAUACUUGAAAGCCAAGGCAUCUUCUUUGGGCUGGCAAUGCCAGAGCAAAAAACGUGCUAUGGUUACAACUUAUGAAUAACAGGUGUUAUACAUUUUGCUUAUAUUGUACAGUACUCCACGUAGUUUGCGCACAUAAUAGGUAAUGUUAACUCUUCCUGCACCUCAAAUAAAUGUUGCAACAAUAUCAACUCUGAAUAUAAUAGCUAAUGUUGUUGCA